This is a messenger RNA of Styela clava, 2020 nucleotides long. NCBI's taxonomy places the organism in Eukaryota, Metazoa, Chordata, Ascidiacea, Stolidobranchia, Styelidae. The record is from RefSeq and is a predicted model, not a curated record.
CAUCGUCAAUUUCUGACACAAACCAACUAAAAACCGUCAACAAAGCGAAGAAAUACAAGAAUGAGAUCUGAAAUUGGAAAAGGCAGCAAAGUUUGAAAUUUUGGGAUUUAUCGAAGAUUUUUUCGAAAGAAAUGAAACGAUGGAACCAACAGAUGAGCUAAAAAAAGAUUUAUUGUCUUUGGUUUGGGGAGAAAAUAUUUCUGAAGCAAUAAUAAAACGGUGGUCUCAAGGUUUUGAAUGGAGCCCAGAUGAGCGUUGUGCGUUGACACAAAGACACGGAGGACCUUGUGCAGUUAUUGUACCUGUGCAAGCGUUCUUCGUUAAAAAUUUGAUCUUCAAUGCUCCAGAGAAUAAUGAGGAUUUACCUGAAGUCAAUAAUUGUGACUGGAGAAAUUUACAAGAUGAACAAAGAAAAGAAGUAUUUCUACGAACCCUUCGUGAAAUGUUGGAACGUUCCUCCUCGUCACAAGAAAAUAAAACGAUAACUUUAGUGACUUUUGAUAAAGAUAGGACAACGCCAGAUGAAUCAGAACACUGUGACUCUGCUAAUCAUGAAGAAAUAGAACAAUUUUCAAAACAUUCAAGAUUAAGGCUACACACAUGUUCUUCAACAGAAGAUUUGAUUUCAAGUUUGUCUUCAAAAUAUGAGAAGUUAACACAAAAAUACGGAGUUUUGUCAUUUUUAUACUCAGUUAUUUUAACCAGGGGAAUAGAGAAUAUACGGAAUGAGAUGGACAGUCAGGAUGUUUGUUUGAUUGACUCGAUACACGGACAUGGAAGCCAAAACCUCAUCAACCUAAUGAUUUGUGGAGAAGCUGUUUCAAACGUCUGGGACGGGAUAAAGUAUAUAUCCGGCUUACAAUUAAGAGGAAUACCUUGCCAAUGUGACAUAGGAUUUCUAACGUUACUUGAAAAAUUCAGAUACUGCUCCGUUGGGGAAUCAUUGAAGCGACCAAAAUACCCAAUAUGGAUUAUUGGAAGCGAGACUCAUCUAACACUGCUAUUUACAUUAGAAACUGCUUUAGUGGCUCAGGAAUCACCUUACGAAGUUGCUAUGAAGGUUUUCCAGGAAUAUGACCCUGAAGAUAACGGCUUCAUAGCUGCUGUCUUACUGCCCGAUGUCAUGACCAGAUUAGACUUAGUUGCAGAACCAGAAUAUGUUAAAAUAAUUCAAGAGAAACUGGAUCCAGAAGAACUCGGUGUUAUUUUACAGUCAAAAUUUUUAAAUGAAUUUUUUGCAGACGAUGACAAGAAGUCGGUCCCUGAUUCAUUUCUGGUUCUUCAUUAUAACGGAUUAACACAGUCUUCACAAGAUAGUAAAGUUUUGUUCCAUGAAGGGGCGGCGGUCAUUGUUGAUUGGCAGGAGAGUGGGAACCGAACUUCGGACUCAGUGAUCGAGAGCUGUCUUCAGAUGAGAUGGCCAGGAAUUCAAAUCUCGUGGAAAAAUGAAAUUAUUCCCUCGUUAAAUUAAUUAUUUUGUUUUAUCUAAGUUGGUAUUAUUUUUUAUACUUGGAUUUAAAAUGAGCUAAACUAACAAUUGCCAUAUAGUUUGAAUCAUAAAGCUUAGGCCAACAAAAACCUCAUCAAACACCUUCUUUUAAAUUGUUCAUGUAUAUAACUUUUACCGAUAGAGGGCGAUCCUUUAUGGCUAUUGGUAAAUCCAACCAUUCUGGAAGUUUCAAAGUUGUUUAUCUCCUAACCAUUAUAUUCUAGACUUGUUAGAGCCGAUGUUGACUUUUUGCUUUUUUCAGCUCUUAGGCUCAGAUUCAGUUUUUUAGGCCGUCUAGUCUAGGCAACAGUGGCGUAUCUAUGUGAAAUGGCACCCAUGGCGAUGCGCCCCCCAGGUCAUUGACUAACAAUUUUCAACGAAUGUUGUUGAAUUAACAUCUCGGUACAUUAUUAUUUAAGUAAAAACACGGGGGCUCCCGAAGUAUGCGAACCAAGAUGGCGGACAUCGGAAUGUAAUAUGUGUACUAGGUUAGGGUUAGGCCAUAAUUUUAGAUAUAAAUACUACGGGAGG